Molecule: messenger RNA, 1014 nt
Organism: Dromiciops gliroides (monito del monte)
Lineage: Eukaryota; Metazoa; Chordata; Mammalia; Microbiotheria; Microbiotheriidae
Gene: SLC30A8
Product: solute carrier family 30 member 8
Biological process (GO): zinc ion transmembrane transport; insulin secretion; response to glucose
Cellular component (GO): plasma membrane
Molecular function (GO): zinc ion transmembrane transporter activity
Source: RefSeq, a predicted model, not a curated record
AUGACCUCUAAUCCUGUAUCCCCUCUUGAAUGGAAGCAAUGCUUUGGGCUUCCAGGGAAGAAUGAAAUGUGGCAGCCCAAAGUGGUUUUCAACACAUUAAGCUUAUACAGAUGGAAGAGUGGAAAAUACUUGAGGGCCUCACAUCAUUGUCCCAGCAACUCACAAAUCACAGACAAGAGGGGAAAAGAAAUCUAUGCCGAGGUGAAGCUCUAUGCUGUAUCUGUAAUCCGCUUCUUCUUUGUGGUAGCAGAGGUUGUGGGUGGACACAUUAUUGGGAACCUUGAGGUAGUUACUGAUGCAGCCCACCUCUUGCUUGACUUGACAAACUUUUGGCUUGGCCUCUCUUCUCAGUGGCUAUCUUCAAAAUCUCCUUUCAAAAGGCUGACCUUUGGGUGGCAAUGCAUGGAAAUUCUUGGUGCCCUGCUGUCCAUCUUCUCCAUUUGGGUGGUGACUGGUGUGCUGCUGUAUUUAGCUUCUGAGCAACUGUUAUAUCUCAAUGAUCAGAUCAAGACAACAAUCAUGCUCAUCACAUUUGGCUGUGUAGUAGUAGCUGACAUUGACUUUGGAGAAAUGAUGAGCAGGAGUUCAGAGAAACCUGGAAAGACUUGGCCAGAGCACAAACUAGUUGACUCUAUCUGCACAUUUAUCUUCUUACUCCUUUUGGUAAACACCAUCACCAUCUCAAAGGAUAUCUUGCUCUUGCUCAUAUAAGGGAUGCCAAAGGGAAUGAAUUCCAAUGCUGUCAAAGAAAAUAUCUUGGCUAUGGAUAGGGUAGACACUGUGUACAACCUUCACCUCUGGCCUUUCACAAUGAACAAAGUACUUCUCUCUGCUUGUGUUGCCACAGGUCAGGGAGCUUAUCUAAACAGAGAACAAAUGUUCAAUUCACAUUCUGGAAAGUUGAUUAUGGAAGUGCUUGGCAACAGCUUUGCUCUUCACUCAGUUACCAUUCAGAUAGAAUCAAAAGCAGACCAGGAACCAGACUGUAUCUUCUAUCGAGACCCCGAGGACUAG